AUGGCACAAGGCCAGCGUGUGUGUAGGGUGGAUCGGGGCCGGCCCUGCUAUAAGCUGGCGUAUUUUUCUGACCCUGGACGGCGGCUCAGCUUCCUGGAGGCGAAGCUAGCGUGUCACCGUGACGGAGGGGAGCUGCUGAGCGUUGAGUCACCGGCCGAGCAGCGAAUCAUAGAGCAGCUAGUCACGGAGCUCCGUCCUUCCGACGGAGACUUCUGGAUUGGCCUACGUCGUAACCAUGGUGACACGGAAAACGUCGACGACUGUCCCUCACAGUACUACUGGACCGACGGGAGCCACGCCUCCUUCAGGAACUGGCACUGGGACGAGCCGUCCUGUGGUUACGAGGUGUGUGUGGUGAUGUACCACCAACCGUCCGCCCCGCCCGGCCUCGGAGGACUCUACAUGUUCCAAUGGAACGAUGAUAACUGUGACACCAAGAACAAUUUCAUCUGCAAGUACACUGCAGAGAAGGCUCCUGAACCCUCCCCCAACACUGCACACCCAGAGGCUCCUCCCCUGUCUCUGUCACCACUGCCCACGACCUUUGACACUGAAGAGAAGAGACAGACCCCAGCUCUGAACAUGGUUUACAUAGUUCUGCCCACCAUCCCGUUGUUGAUGGUGUUACUAAUAGCAACUGUGUUUGUCUCUGUGUGUAGAAGGAAGCGGCGUGAGCAGCAGACAGAGGUGUGUCCUAGCGACCCAGGGUCCUGUCCAAGCCAAGCCCAGCCGCCUGACGUCUACAACGUGAUUCGCUCCCAGCAGGAGGCCGACCUGGCUGGGACACGCCCCCACACCAAGAACACUUCCUUCUUAG
Salvelinus namaycush (lake trout) is the source of this 817-nucleotide messenger RNA. RefSeq names its product layilin-like. The annotation marks the transcript as partial. NCBI's taxonomy places the organism in Eukaryota, Metazoa, Chordata, Actinopteri, Salmoniformes, Salmonidae. The record is from RefSeq and is a predicted model, not a curated record. Gene Ontology annotation, molecular function: hyaluronic acid binding. The transcript is spliced from 7 exons.